This is a messenger RNA of Lineus longissimus, 697 nucleotides long. RefSeq lists its product as uncharacterized. The record is from RefSeq and is a predicted model, not a curated record. The transcript has 3 exons. NCBI's taxonomy places the organism in Eukaryota, Metazoa, Nemertea, Pilidiophora, Heteronemertea, Lineidae. The coding region runs from base 29 to 697 and encodes 222 amino acids.
GGGCACCGACGGUUUCCUCAACAUAUUCAUGGCGAAAUCGUACACGUUUCAGGAAGGAUACCUUAUCGGGUGGCAAAUGUACAACCGAAUUGACAGCGACAGUUAUUUUGUGGAUGUGUUUCGGCCCGUUGCUGGCGCUCAGGGGACAUUCGACUUGGUGCACUCGACGAAAGUCAACGGUACAACUGCUGGAAACAAGACCAUACUGGUCGCAACUGCCUUCAAGGUUCAAACUGGUGAUUAUAUUGGUGUUCACACUGACGGGAGUGGAACGUACGGGUUGGCAAUGGAACUUAGCAGAAUAUCUUCGGCGGAUUGGCCAACUUUCAACAAGAGAACGUUCAGCGACUAUUUCGUCACGAGUAAGAGAGUCUCUUUGCCAAGAUACGCCAAAGGCAGACAAGUGGCUUUGAGAGCUGUUGUUGUCAGUGAUCCAUUCAAAGGGACUGGUACCUGUGACCAAUACUUUGUCAAACUGUCUACCAUCCUGACAAAGUCAGUCCUUUCCCAGGUAUCUCACUCUGCAGCCGAAUGCUCCUUCCUGUGUGUGAGGACCGCAUCUUGCAAUAGCUUCAGCUUCGACUCGACUACCAACAUCUGUAAGCUGUACUUUGCUGUGAAGACACACUUGUCCUACAUGUGGCAACUGCCAUGUGUCUGUCAUGUGGUCCGAUGUGCCGAUCAGCAAAGUCUCUGA